Molecule: messenger RNA, 10392 nt
Organism: Notolabrus celidotus (New Zealand spotty)
Lineage: Eukaryota; Metazoa; Chordata; Actinopteri; Labriformes; Labridae
Gene: irs4b
Product: insulin receptor substrate 2-B
Exons: 2
Coding region: 332-4549 (1405 amino acids)
Biological process (GO): insulin receptor signaling pathway
Cellular component (GO): plasma membrane; cytosol
Molecular function (GO): phosphatidylinositol 3-kinase binding; insulin receptor binding
Source: RefSeq, a predicted model, not a curated record
GUUUGUGCUCUGGCCCUCAGAGAUGAGAGGAGGACGCUAACAGAGCUAGCCGGAUCCUCCUGAACGUGGUCCCUUUGCUGCACACUGUAGGCUUCAAUCCGCCAUAAAGAGCGCACUUCGGGUACCGGACUUGCUGCUACACGAGUCAGGAGGCUUGUUUUGUGGGUGGAAUACCGACACCGGUGCGAGAGGGAUUUUGCAAAAACCUGAGCCAACCGUUAGCUGGCCUAGCCGGACUCGGGAGCUCGUCUCCCAAAAACCAGAAUGGGGUCUAGGUCCAGUCGGAUUAGCCUGCUAGUAAAGUGACCUUUGAUUGUGUUUUCUCUUUUUGAUGGCGAAUUUCACGAACUACCAGGAAGGGAAGGCGGCCAUGUUGAUGGUGGAGACUCAGCAGCGGGACGUGGGGGCAAAACCUGCGGGGGCUGGAGCCACUUCGAACGGGGACGGGUCUGUCGGGGAUCCCCCUUCCCCGGUAAUUAAUAUCAGCGGCGGUGCAGGACCAGGAGGACUAGGAGGGGGCUCUCGCUUCCAUCUACCACCCUCAAAUCACCACCACCACCACCACCACCACUACCAGCUGGCCCCACAACAGCAGCAUCUGCCCGGGGAGACCAUCACAGAGUCCCCGGGCAGGAAAGCCUCCUCCAGCAGCAGCAGCAGCCUGGUACACACCGCUGAGGACGCCGCCUCUGCCUCUGCCGCUGCCGCCUCUGCCGCGUCCCCUGCCGCUUCCAGUAGCAGCCAUGUCUACGCUGCUGUGAGUGUCUCCAACACCUCAGACACCUCUGUGGAUGAUAUCCGCAAAUGUGGGUAUUUAAGGAAGCAGAAACAUGGACACAAGCGGUUCUUCGUCCUCAGGGGGGCCAGCCACCUCGGGCCCAGCCGCCUGGAGUACUACGACUCAGAGAAGAAGUUCAGGAGCAGCCUGCGCUCCUCUGCUGCUGCUGCCGCUGCUGCUGCCGCAAGCGGUGGAACUGUCGCCCCUUCUCCCCCUAAAAGGGUGAUUUACCUCUACCAGUGCUUCACAGUGAACAAAAGGGCGGAUUCCAAAAACAAACACCUCAUUGCUCUUUACACUAAGGAUGAGUACUUUGCUAUUGUGGCUGAGAACGAGCAGGAGCAGGAGGACUGGUACGUGGCUGUCAGUGAGCUGAUGAGCGAGGGUAAAAAAGGCCAUUUGGAUUCAGAUGAUUUAGAUGAUGGGUACGGUACUGUGACUCCUGGUACUGUUUUUAAGGAGGUGUGGCAGGUGAACGUGAAACCUAAAGGACUGGGUCAAACAAAAAACCUCACAGGUGUUUACCGGUUAUGCCUCUCAACGAAAACCAUACACCUCGUAAAGUUGAACUCUGAAACCCCGUGUGUGAACCUCCAGCUGAUGAACAUCAGACGCUGUGGGCACUCGGAAAGCUUUUUCUUCAUCGAGGUGGGUCGCUCCUCCUCCAUCGGGCCUGGGGAGAUCUGGAUGCAGGUGGAUGAUUCUGUUGUGGCGCAAAACAUGCAUGAGACCAUCCUGGAGACGAUGAAAGCGCUGAAAGCUUUCGCGGAGUUCAGACCGAGGAGUAAGAGCCAGUCGUCAGGCUCCAACCCGAUGCCGUUCAUCACGACGCGGCGCCACCUAGGCAACCUGCCGCCGAGCCAGACGGGGCUGCAGCGGCGAUCAAGAACGGAGUCCGUCGUGGGCACGCCACCUUCCAGUAAAAGCUCGGGCGCGAGCGGGUACCGCUUUCGGACUUCCAGCGAAGGCGAGGGGACGAUGAAUCGGCCGUUCCGCUCCGCCACGGGAAGUCUCGUUCACCUCAACUCCACGCGCGCCCACCACGGUCGUCAGGACGGCGCGAGCAGCAGCGGCGCAGGUGGCGUCGCGACAGGAAACGCUGGCACCAACACAGGAAGCGGGCGCUACAUCAGAGCGAUCGCAGGAACGUCGUCCACCUACCACGCCCGCUCCGCCUCGCUCCCGGUCUCCCACUUUCCCUCCACCACCAGCCCGGUCAGCGUCUCCUCGAGCAGCGGCCACGGCUCGGUUUCUGAUACUCUCACACGACCUUCAAGCGCCUCGAUAUGUGGCUCGCCUUCAGACGGUGGCUUCAACUCCUCAGACGAGUACGGCUCCAGUCCUGGGGACUUUCGGUACUUCCGGGUGCGGAGUAACACGCCGGACUCGCUCGGUAACACCCCGCCAAUCAGAGAAGAGAACUGUCUCAAUGAUUACAUGGCCAUGGGCUGGAACCGGGAGGUUUUUGGCACCGGCGGCGGCGGCUCUGGAAACAACAGUGGAGCUGACACGCCACGGGACGAAAGCACGUCAACGACAGAGGAUGAGCGCCUGUCGUCUUCUUCAUCACUGAGGCGGAGGACUCACUCUUUUUCCAGACCUGCUGGUGGAGCAACCAGUGGUUCUGGUGUGGCGGUGUACCAGAAAAUGACCCAGACCAACUUCUCUUUGGACGAGGGGUCGGACAUCGUGUUACCGUUUGGAAGCGGGCUGCUCCGUGGCGGGCCCUCCUCCUCCUCUUCCUCCCUCCGCUCUGACUACAGCUCCUGCUCCGAGCACAGCCAGCAGAGCCGCCCCUCCACGCUUUCCAGGACGGAGGCCGGCAGCGAGCGCCCCCCUCUUUCCUCCUCCUCGUCCGCCAAGGAAGACAGCGGCUACAUGCCCAUGAUGUGUGGUGUCGCUGCGUCGCCGCGGGACACGCCUCCUGACUAUAUGCCUAUGCAACCCGGCUCUUACCCCCAUCCCAUCUCCCACUCCCCACAGUUUCAUAGUCCAGCUUUAGGCCCCCGAUCCGCCCAUCACCACCACCCCCAGCUCCAGCCACAAUCCUCCACUGACUCCCACGGCUACAUGAUGAUGCUCCCGGGGGGCAGUGGCAGCUCCCCCUCCCCUGGUCAGGCCUCCCCGAGCCCUCACAGCAGCUCCAGCAUGGCGGGCGCCAGUGGAAGUGAGAGCAUAGCAGAGAGACCUGAGAACGGGGAGUACAUGGACAUGUCGUACAGCAGCGGAGGGGGGCGCAAGCUCUCAAAUGAAGGGUACUACACACCUGGCACACCUGAGAGCGCCCCAAAGUCUUACAGCCCUUAUUUCUCCCUCCCUCGCUCCUACAAGGCGCCCACCAGAGAGAGAGAUGAGAAGGAGUACGGGGAGUAUGUUCCCAUGAGUUCUCCUGCCAAACCAGUCUUUUCAUCUGUUGCCACAUCUUCCAUGUCUACACCUGAGAAGAGAGGCGGGGGAAGUAGUAGCACCUCCACACCCUCUCACCCACCCCCGCCUUACGGAGCUCACCACACGACCGCGGCUAUGGCCGACAGACGUGUCGUGAGGCCUAACCGCCUACCUUUAGGGAGAAGAAGUUUCCACGGUCCACUACGGAUUAGUGAGCCCUCCACAGCAUCUGCAGGUACCUCCACCUCUGUCCCCACCUCUGUCAGCUCCUCAGAGGGGCCUUCCAGUCCCGGGGAGUACAUCAACAUCGAGUUUGGGGAUCACUACCCUCUCCAGCAGCAGCCCCCCGCCUAUCCUCUCUCUGCUGAAGAUGAUGCGAGUUCUGUGGGGUCAGGUGACCUCCGUCACUCCCCCGCUCAGCCCCAAACCCACCAGGACUACAUGAGUGUGGAGGUCGGGGCAGACCAGCAGGACAGUGCUGGGUGUCUCGGUAAAAAACAAUCCCCCAGACCCAGCCUUGUUGCCCCCUGGAACCCGCCCAGCUACAUCAGACCCCUAGCAAGCAAUCCAGGGGCGCUGGCCUCCCCUGGGGUCCCAGCCGGAGGUCACUGGAGGUCGAAGGGGGACGACUACACGGACAUGACGUUCAACCUCAGCAGAGGUGAGAGGACUCAAACCAGCCCCACAGCCAUGCUGCAGCAUCUCUGUGUCAUGGAGGGACGGUACGGACACACCCCCUCUGCCUCUUCCCCAUCCAUUUCCCCUCCUCUUCCUCCGUCGAGCCCCAGCAGGGCGCAAACCCACCAACCGGAACCCAAGGUGGUCCGAGCAGACCCCCAAGGCAGGAGGAGACACAGCUCAGAGACAUUCUCCUCCACCUCCUCUUCUAAUUCAACUCCCUCUGGAGGAGCCCCCUCGUCCUCCUCCACCACCACCACCCACCCCUCACAGGUGAACCCCUCAGCUCCGAACGGAUCUUACCUACAGGAGGGUCAGGCUUCCAGAUGGACCAGUUCGGCGUCUUUCGACAGCGUCUGGGUCUCUGUGGAGGGUCACGGGGACUCGCCGGCCCACCACGCUCCGACGAGAGCUCAGGAGAUGGGCUCGGCCUCCGGGACUUCAGCAUCCUCCUCUUCAGGAGCCGGGGGAGCCAGAAUGUGUAGGAACAUGUCUGUGGGCUACCAGAACGGCCUGAACUACAUUGCCUUGGAGCUGAGGGAAGACGGGAGUAACACGGGAGCCGGUAGCAGCAGCAGCAACGGGAGUUCGACGACGACGACGGCGGCAGUGGCGGCGGCGGGGACGGUGCCUCUGCCUGAGAACGGAGCCUACGCCAGUAUAGACUUCACCAAAUCUGAUGGAGUCACCACAACCAAGGACUGAGCUUCAAGAUGAUAGAGGUUCCCCACCCGCCUCCUCCUCCUCCUCAUCUUUCCGCUCGGGGCACUUGACUCUGCCUGUGACCUUUGGCCUUCCCCCUCUCUGACACCGGUGACCUCUGACCUCUUCACCGCUCCCUUCUGGAUGCAGAAAACAACAACAACAUCAUAACAGAUGACAAAAACGCUUGCAGUUUUUUUUUUUUUUUAUUUCUAUGUGUUUUUCAUUUUUAUUUUGUUUGUGUUUUAUAUGCAUAUCUUGUCUUGUUUUUGUUUUUUUUAAAUCAUUUCUUUUUCUCACAAUCGAUGCUGCCAAUUUGCGCUGCUUUUUUCCUCCCUCAUGUUCAACAGACUAACUCAACAGAGGGGGCGUCAACAGAACCCUAGAUGGUCUUAUUAUUAUUAUCAGAUGCUUCUCCGAACGGUAUUAAAAAAAGGGAGGCUGGAUUACUAAGCAAAGGCAUUAUGGUACAGACUUGCAAACUUUUAUAUCAAAUUUAAUUUAAUCUAUUAUUUUUUUACCUUUUAUUAUGAUUUUUUUUUACCCCAUGCAUAAUCCAUCCUCAACACGGUACCUUACAGUUAUUACUUUUUGACAAAGUUGAAUUAGAAAUGUUUUCCUGAAUGGAUUAAACCUUUAAAUGGUACAAGCUCGUGGCUGGAUCCAUUUUAACCCCCAAGCUCAACAAGUGGCAUUGCACAAUUUACCCUGCUUUGGAUUACAAUUUUGCUUGGCACCCAUUUGCUAAGGGAGCCAGUUUUGAAAUUCAACCGAGGAAAGCAGAGCUCCGGUACUGGGCAAUUAAUGCAAUGGAUAACCCUAAGGCAUUACUCCUCAUACUCUGUAGCACAUAUUAUUUAUUUGUUGCAAUAGGUGCAAUUGUUCUGGUACAUUUCUUUGUCUGAUGGUACUCAGCAGGGCGAGGGGAAAACGCUGGCUAUUAAUCGAAUGCUGGAAGGCUUCAUCAGUCGUAAGUCUGCCUCCUCUUCAAGCAGCUUUGUCAAACUGAUACAUCUAAAGGAAUAGUUUGAAAUUUGGGGAAAUGAAGUAUUCCUUUAUCUUACUGGGAGUUAGACGAGUAGAUUGAUACCAUACAUGUGUGUCUGCAAAAUUUGACGCUAUAGCUAGCAGCUUAGCUUAGCUUAGCAUUGAGACGGGAACCACAGGGAAAUGGCUCUGUCCAAGCAUUAAAGGUACAUGAAAGCCCCUCUCUAAUGCUUACAAAUCCAAAAGUUAGAUCAUCUUUUUAAAUCAGACCUCAAUAAUAAGGGUAGUGUACUUAUUCUGAAGAGGAAUUAUGUACGUAACAUUUCUUAAACCCCUUUUCCUGUGAAAUUUCCACAGUAAAUUGACAUUAGUGAAGUUAGGUUAUGUGGAUGUUGACUUGAACUAAACUUUCGAACAUUCAUUUUUGAGUUUCAGAAUUGCUGAUGAUGAGUUUUGUUACUUUCAUACAAAGCUAGUCUCUUGCUACAAGUCUUUUUGCUAAGCUAACAGUGCUGCUAGCUCUAACUACAAUUAAACUGGGGUUAUAUUUUCAUCUAACAGAAAGGCAUUUUACAAAUACAUGAAUACACAUCUUUCCAAAAAAACAUCAAACUAUUCCUUUAAAACAAAACAGCCACUUGAGGUUUUCGAAGUUUCAGCUGCUAACGCCAGUGGACGUUUUUUCCCGCCCUGCUGCAAUAAUCUGCAUUACGAGCUGUUUGGUCAACCAAAGCCGUUGUUCUAGUUUUUUUUUGAACAUUUUUAUUUGUCUUGACAUUUCAGUUUUUACCUCAUAUGGUCCGUAGCAUAGUUCAGGGUUUGCGAAGGAGAGCUUGCGCGCGCACCAAACCCACACUUACAUACAUGACGCUGUGAAAGCACAAAGUACAGACGUUGACACACGGAGGCAAACACAAGACUGAUGAAAUCUUGCAUGCACACACACACUGAUUGAGGACGCAUGUCAUAAUCUUAUGGCGUCUCCCACACACACACACAUAGUAGUCACACAGCCCUUUUAGAAGAGGGUGGCUCCUGUGUGAACCCCAGUAUCGGGUCUUUGUCAGCAGCACUUGAUGACGUCCGUGAUAUUUCUCAUGCACACACACACACACACACAUAUGCAUGCUGGUGUGGUCGUCAUUGGCUCUGGGUGACGUACAGAGGUUUCCAGUAACCUGAGCUGAAGUCCCAGGUGCACAGCGCUGGUCAUACUUGCCGUGUCACAACCGCGCACACCGAUUAAUCACAGACUGAUACGGCCAUGUUCAGCUUUUUCUACUCACGCUGCUCUCCCAUGACUCUCUCCCACUCAACUGUUUUUCAUAGACGAAGACGUGUGAGGAAACACAAAAGACUGACAGCUAACGUAGCCCACAGAGUCACACUUUCUUUGUUCAGUAUUCACUCAUCUAAUGCUAUCUUUGCUCUGUUUCUGAGUUCUUUCCCUUUUUUGUUUUUGUUUUUAAAUCAACCCCCUUUAAUUCUUGUUUUUAAUUUUUUGCGGUACGGUUGAAAGCUUGUCACUCUCACUGUGCUUUUUGUGUGGGGACUCAUCAUUGUAAGCCCCCACCUUGCACAGCAGGGAUGCCAAUCUGGGAGGGGAGGGACCGAGCUGAGGUGUCUUUAAAUAACUGUCGGAAGUGGCAAAGGAUGCUCUCAAAGCGGUUUGUGAUUGACGGCUUUACUUGAUGCUCUGAGCCGCGGAGUUGCAGCGAACUCUGCACAUCUGGUACUUCAUGUUCAAUGAAACGCAGCUACAGUCAUUUGUAAACAACCAUACUUAAAUUAAAGGCUGGCUGGCUGGUGCACAUGCUAAGGUCAUACAUAUCGUGGCGUUCUGUAUUAUAAAAUUAGUUUGAUGGCUCGAAAACAACUUUCCAAAACCCUCCCAAAGAUUCAGAAAUUCAAUGUUUUGCAAACUAAGAAGCCAAAAGGUUUCAUGAUUCUAAUUCUUAUUGACAAUCAGCCCAAGAAAAAGCAGGUUUCGCUUCUUUAAUUCAGGUCCCUGAAGUCCAGGGUGAUGUAUCGCUCUAAUAUCUCGUGCAAACAAUCUAUUAUGCAAACAAUGGGAGAAUCGCUUUUAUCUGGUGUGCAAAAAUCACUGAAACACCGCCAGGAGAUCAGAACGAGCUUUACAUCUGAAAACUGUGAAUCCUUAAUGUGCCUGCAAACUAUCAAGUAUCAAGUGUCUCCCAAUGACUCAAACCCAAACCAAAAUUAAGCUAGGCUAGGCUAACCUGAACAGUCGUAGCACGUUAGCUUCCUCAGAGCUUCCAUUGGGAUUUGGAUGGGACCAGUAUCUCGUGAAAAUAGAAAAACAGGGCAGAUUUCUAUUUUUUCAUUAAAAGCUUUCCUAACAAUUCAGAGAUGAUUUCCUCCUUCAUUCAGAAAACAGAAAAAAGUGCUGUUUUUUUAGUACUGUAUGCUAAAGUUGUAGCAUGUGCACCAAACCGGCUUUCCACCAGACGAUCUGAGCUUCAUACCUUCAAUUUAAAAUUGGAAAAACCCAAUCAUAGGGGAGCGUUUUUAAAGUUUUGAUGACUGAGCUUAUAUUUUACCCAUAAUUGGUUUAGUCUAGAAGUAAUGGAAGGCCAUAUGAAAAAAAACCAAUGGAAAGGAUCUCAAAAUGUCUCAUGACUGGCCGCCCAAAACCCAAAGAUUCACAUUUAUCAAAGUUGUAUUUUUUGGCAAAUCAGUCCAUUUUGAAACCUAAACCAAUAGAUCCAUAAUUAUCUUCAAUGAUGACUUCAUUUGAGCUUGAUUUACCAGAUGAGUGGCGUGUACGGCAUGCUGGUGGUUCAGAGUGUGUCCAUUAUUUCAGAAGUAUCAAGACUGACUCAUUUCCAACACUUCCUGUAAUCGCCAAAACGAAACGUAAUCAUCGGUGCUUUACUUCAAACGAAAAUCUAAAUAUUGCCUCACUGUCCCUCUCUUUCUUCUCCAAGUUUUUGAAUUCCGGUCACAACGGAGCCACAAAAACAAAAUAAGAAGUUAAAGAAAGUUUUUGUGUUCAUGUGGCUCGUACUUAAGUUAACGCUAAGGGUGUUAGUAGAGAAUGUAAGACGCCCACAGACUGAAUAAAACAUGGACGUAGCCUCCGUGACGUUGAGUUUUGGAGUCAGCCAUGACCCUGAUUUUUCCUCUUAAGAUGAGCUUUUUAAAUGGGUGUGUAUUUGGCUUCAAGGUCUUUUGGAGCCAGCCUCUAGUGGACACUCAAGGUACUGCAGUUUUUAGCAAGUUCACACCUCAUUUCGCUUUAAGCCCCCCUUUUUACCCCACUAUUGCCCCCUUGGAGGGUUCCCAAAUAUGAAUCAAACCACCACAGCACGCCGAUGUUGCUAAUGGUGUUUAAAAAGCUUAAACCCACAAAAAUGCUGUUUAACAAUUUGAAGCCUGUGAUUUGUCUUAAAUGUAAAUUAUGAACAAUUUGAAAAAACUUUAUUUUCCUCCUACGAACGAACAAAGAAUUAAAUAUAAGAGUAUUUCGGCUGCAGCUGCCCGACACAGACGAGAAAGUUUCCUGUUUAUUUUUGGAGCUUGUUUUUCUGUUCUUAUUUUUUGCUACAGCGAUUUGUUGUUUUUUGAGUUUUGAACGCUACGGCAAAGAAAUGUUAGAGCUAGAUUUUGGAGGGAUGACUGAAAUGAAUCUCUCAAUUUAUUUGAAGCAUAAUUCAAAAAAAUGGAUAAGUGUUGUUCAUGUCUGACUGCCUUCACGUUGAAUUUUUAACGCCCUGUUUAAUCCUUCGUCAUGACUGAAUUAAUUUACACAGAAUCUGUGUUUGUUUUGGCAACAAUUCAACCUCAAAACUGUCCUCGAUGUUACCCCCAUUCUGAUGCUGAAAAUCAGCUGUUAUGAAUUUUUUCUUGUUGGGGGUGGAGAGAAAGAAAUGAGACCUACGUAAUAUAUAUAUCUAUAAAUAUAAAUAUAUAUAAUCCUUGCAGAGAAGACUUAGGGUACUGCAUCAUUAUGCAAACUUUUGUUCCUUUUUUCCUCUAAUCUUUUGGUUUCUUUUGUAUUCUAGUUUACAGAGGGAAAAUAAUCAUCUUAUUUUUGGUUGUUUUGUCGUAUCGGGGCAACCUUGUGCGUCUGAAAACAAAGCGACACAAGGGUAGUAUUUUUUUUUUAAGAGUACAUAGGCAUUUUGCAGUUAUUUGUAUAAAGAAAUGGGUUACAACCUCUGCCUAAUGUUUAUUUUUUGUAACUAUAUUACAGUUUAUUUGCUGCUGUGUAGUAACAGUUGGAAAUCCUGUCGAUGGCAACCAUUAUGAUGACAAUGAAGACGAUAUUCAUUGCCCUGCUAUCAAACGCAGGUCAGUUAUUUUUUUCUGUUUUUGUUUUUUCGCUGAAUUUUCCCGAAAGAUCGGACGAUUUUGGCGGGAAAAAGCGAAUCCCACUCUCCCCUGCUACCUGUGUUCUUAGUUUCCGAGUUGAAUGCUGUUGUUUAUUAGCUUUACAGGAAAGAGAAAGAGUUAAAAAAAAAUACUGUGGAGGUGCGUAUCCUUCGUAUGUGCAUUAUUUUUCAGCGACCUACGUCCUAUAUACGAAAAAGACGAAAAAUGAGUUUUAAAAAAAAAAAGAGAGAAAACCGUGGCGGGAAUGGAAAUCCUCCUUCUGUAAAUAAGGAAAACUCAAGUUGUCGCUUUUUUCAUGUUAUGAUUGCGCCUCGGCAGGUGCCCCCCCCUCUUUUUUUUGUUUCAUUUCCUUCUCUUUCUUUCUCUCUUUUUUUUUUCCUCGUGGAGGGAAAGGGGGGUAGGAGGGGUACUCAGAGGCAAUUUGAGCAUCGGCAUAGUGUUUAUAUUUAUCAAAACUUUUUUGCUUUCGAUAGAGCUAUUGCAAUAAAAAUGUGUUCAUGUAA